AUGAUGCCCACUCGCCCCGCCUACCAACAUCACCACUACUCGACCGGAAGCAACGGUCACCAACAAGCGAUACAACAACAAUCGGCACCAGGAGGACUGACGUAUCGGUCGACGAAUACGACUAGUCAACAGAUGAUGGGACAGAGAUACGGAGUGGCAAACUAUAAGCCUCAUCGGAAGGUAAUUAAAAACUACAAAGAGAGAGAAAAAUAA
Messenger RNA from Caenorhabditis remanei, 213 nucleotides. RefSeq lists its product as uncharacterized. The record is from RefSeq and is a predicted model, not a curated record. The transcript has a single exon. The coding region runs from base 1 to 213 and encodes 70 amino acids. NCBI's taxonomy places the organism in Eukaryota, Metazoa, Nematoda, Chromadorea, Rhabditida, Rhabditidae.